This is a messenger RNA of Racocetra persica, 417 nucleotides long. The record is from the annotation of a GenBank genome assembly. NCBI's taxonomy places the organism in Eukaryota, Fungi, Glomeromycota, Glomeromycetes, Diversisporales, Gigasporaceae.
CUUAAAGAGAGAAUCGCAUAUCAAUAUUAUGAAAAAACAAAUGUAAUAAUCAAUGAAUUAAAAAAUAUAAAUAUCAAAGUCUUUGUAGUUGUUAUAGACAAUUCUGUUGAACUGCCUCCACCUACUCUUCUAGAUAAUAAUCAAAUAGAUAUUAAUUUUGAAGAAAAUAAAGAAUUUGAUAGUAGUGAGUUUGAGAAAUCUGAUAAAAUUGAACCAAGACCUGAAGAAUAUGAGAAUCUUAUCACAAAUGAAGACCUUGAUGAAAUGUCUGAUUCUGAUUCUUUACAAGAAAAGUUUGAGAUAUUGGCAAAUGAAAUUGAAGAAUCUAUUGAUGCUAAUGAAGAAGAAAAAAAUGAAAUACUUUCUUCUGCUAUUCAAGAUAUCAUCUAUCUAGCAAUAGAUUUCUCUGCUAAAUAG